AUGAGUGACACAAAGAAGCCGUGGGUUGAUGGCCCUUUCACAUUAAUCAGUGCGUCCAAGUCCGGCGACACGCCUGAUAAGCGAGCUGAGGGAGCUAGGAGAUGUGCCGCGGAAAUGACAGUUGUGCACAACCUUCUACUCCGAGGCGUAAAUGCCAUCUAUCUUCAAGCGGUCAACGUCGCUGCAAGAGGAACAGAAAAGGACAAAUCAGAUUUCACCAACUUUGCAUGGGCAUGGAGCCAAGAAGUGCUAGAACACCAUCACAGCGAAGAGACACAAAUCUUCCCCGAGAUCAACAGACUUGCUGGAGUACCAGGCCUGAUGGACGCCAACAUUGAAGAACAUCACUUGUUCCACACGGGACUCGAGGACUAUACGGCGUAUGUUGACAAAGUACGCAAAGGAGAGGAGGAACUAGACGGCGAAAAGCUCAAGAGUAUCAUCGACUCGUUCAUGCCCACUCUGAGAACGCACUUGGAGAACGAAAUCGAUACCCUAGUCGGUCUGGAAAAGUACGCCGACAAGUGCGACUGGGGAGCGUGGUUCGACAAAGUGGCAGCUGACUUGGGCGCCCAAGGAAUGAAGAGUGCAUCUCACCGCAAUGAGAUCUUGCCUUUGGCUAUGGUCCUUCACGAUAAGACGUUUGAAGGUGGGCUUUGGAGUGCUUUCCCACCGCUUCCUUGGAUCGCCAUGGUGGCAAUCCGUUGGUUGUUUGUUAGAACGAAUCAGGAUUGGUGGAGGUUCUCGGGAUGUGAUUCCACGUCGAUGCCACAGGAGCUGCCGUUUGCCUAG
Molecule: messenger RNA, 792 nt
Organism: Fusarium pseudograminearum CS3096
Lineage: Eukaryota; Fungi; Ascomycota; Sordariomycetes; Hypocreales; Nectriaceae
Exons: 2
Coding region: 1-792 (263 amino acids)
Source: RefSeq, a predicted model, not a curated record